AGGGAGACGGGAGGCUUAGUAGCUGCCCCUGCGCAUGCGCCCUUUGUGCCCUGAGGCGCCCGCUCGGACUUCCGGUUUGAGAAAUGGACUGGGAGGCCGGCGGCGAGCUGGGGCCGGGUCGGAGCUGGAGUGGGUGAGGCUGGCCUGGGGGCAGGAAUGAGUGGGUUGAGGGCCAGUGCAAGAAGGAGACGCCCCCAGGGGUGUGUCGGAGAGUGUUCUCAGGGCGCCUUAGCCCGGCCGGAGGCCUCUGUUAGGCACUCCACCGCGGCUCCGACAGUGACCCGGCCGGAGGGAGCGAAGACAAAGAGGCCGGAUCCCCUUACGCGCGGCUGCUGGAGCUGAGUUCCGCGCCAGCAACCCCGCAGCCCUCGAAGCCUCUGGCCAGCACCCGGGCUCGUCCUCAGGAAACCCAUCACUACUGUCCCCUGGACUCCCUCUCUACCAACUCAGUGUGACUCUCCCCAAGCCCACCCGGCCCUCGCUUCAGGAGUCGGAGCCACCUUCUCCCGAUGCGCUUGGUUACCCUUCCGUAGCUCUCAAGUCCUUGCUGAACGGUUACUCUGCUGUGAGAGAAAAACAAAGCCUCGACAUUUAGAAGAAACUCCUCUUACAGAGAGACUCUGCAGGUGAUUCUCCAAGGACAUGGGAAGAUAGGUGUAAGCCCUGGAGCCCAGUCCCUUAAGUGGAGGGAAGCUGCUUUCUGCUGUGAAUGAUGGCCAAACCCACUCUGAGAGGGGAUGGCACUAACUCUGAGACCUUCCGACAGCGCUUCAGAAGAUUCCAUUACCAGGAGGUGGCUGGGCCCCGGCAGGCUUUCAGCCAACUCUGGGAACUUUGCUGUCGGUGGCUAAGGCCGGAAGUGCGCACCAAGGAGCAGAUCGUAGAGUUGUUGGUGCUAGAGCAGUUCCUGACGGUCUUGCCUGGGGAGAUCCAGAACUGGGUACAGGAACAAUGUCCAGAAAGUGGAGAAGAGGCGGUGGCUCUGGUGGAAGAUUUAGAAAGAGAGCCUGGAAGACCUGGACAUUCGGUCACAGUCUCUGUGAAGGGGCAGGAAGUGCGCUCGGAGAAGAUGACACCCCUGAAAUCAUCACGGGAGUUGUUAAGUGUUCGGCAGGAGUCAGUGGAACCCCAGCCCAGGGGUGUACCCAAGAAAGAGAGGGCAAGAAGCCCAGACCUGGGACCACAGGAGCAGAUGAACCCAAAGGAGAAGCUCAGACCUUUUCAAAGGAGCGGAUUUCCAUUUCCUAAAUCUGGUGUGGUCUCCAGGCCGGAGCAGGGAGAGCCAUGGAUCCUAGAUCCGCUGGUCUCCAAGGAGAGGGAACUCCCAAGAGGCAGUCACACUGGAGAAGGACGAAUGCCUGCUGAUCUGUUACCAUCCAGGAGCGAGAGAAGAAGCUGGGUAGAACAGGAUCACUGGGGCUUUGAGGAUGAGAACGUGGCAGGGGUGCACUGGGGCUAUGAAGAGACGAAAACUCUCCUUGCAAUUCUCAGUCAGACUGAGUUUUACGAGGCUCUCCGAAAUUGUCAUAGAAAUAGCCAAGUGUAUGGGGCAGUGGCUGAGCGGCUUCGGGAGUAUGGCUUCCUCCGGACCUUGGAACAGUGUCGGACCAAGUUCAAAGGUCUCCAGAAGAGCUAUCGGAAAGUCAAGAGUGGCCACCCGCCUGAGACCUGCCUGUUCUUUGAAGAGAUGGAAGCCCUGAUGAGUGCGCAGGUCAUUGCCCUGCCCAGUAACGGCCUGGAAGAGGCAGCCUCUCACUCAGGUCUAGUGGGCAGUGAUGCCAAGACUGAGGAACCAGGGCAAGAGGGCUGGCAGCCUCAUGGGGAAGCAGAAGAGGCCAUGGCUGAGGAGUCUGACAGUGAUGACAUGGGCCCGGAGGCCACCCCCCAGGACUCCGACAGCUCAUCUGCACCAGUCCUGUUCCGAAGCCCAGGUGGUGUACACUGGGGCUAUGAAGAGACCAAGACGUACCUUGCAAUUCUUAGUGAGACUCAGUUUUACGAAGCGCUCCGGAACUGUCACCGCAACAGUCAGCUGUAUGGAGCCGUGGCUGAGCGGUUGUGGGAAUAUGGCUUCCUCAGGACACCCGAGCAGUGUCGGACCAAGUUUAAAAGUCUACAAACCAGCUAUCGCAAAGUCAAGAAUGGCCAGGCACCAGAGACCUGUCCCUUCUUUGAAGAGAUGGAUGCUUUGGUGAGUGCACGGGUUGCUGUCCUGCCCAGCAGUGGCCUGGAAGAGGAGACACCUUCUUGCCCAAUCCAGGAGACCAGUGAGGCCGAGGCUGAGAAGCAAGCCGAAGAGGCAGAAGAGGCCAUAGAAGAAGAUUCUGAGGGCGAUGAGGAGGAUAUGGAGGUACCCCCAGGGGCUGUCCUGACCCGUGCUCCGGUCUUAUUCCAGAGCCCCAGUGGUUUCGAGGCUGGAUUUAAGAAUGAAAAGAAUCCAAAUCGGGAUAUUUCUGAGGAAGUACAACUGCAUAGGACAUUGCUCGCAAGAUCUGAAAGGAAAAUUUCUCGACAUCAUAAUCAGGGUAAAGGCAGUGAGAGUGAAUGUAGAUCAGGCCGACAGUGGGAAAAGACCCCAGGGGACAGAAGAGGAAAACUGAUACUCCCAGAGAGGAGCUUAGGGAAAGUCCUAAAUCAUCAGAAACCUUAUUUGGGAGAGAAACCCUAUAAGUAUCUCAGAUAUGGCAAAAGCUUUGGUCCAAACUCCCACCUCAUGCAUCAGAUAUCCCACCAGAUGGAAAAUCCAUAUAAAUGUGCUGAUUGUGGGAAAAGCUUCAGUCGUAGUGCACGCCUUAUUAGACACCAGAGAAUCCACACUGGUGAGAAACCUUAUAAAUGUCUUGACUGUGGGAAAAGUUUCCGUGACAGUUCAAAUUUCAUCACCCAUAGGAGAAUCCACACAGGAGAGAAACCUUAUCAGUGUGGUGAGUGUGGAAAACGCUUCAAUCAGAGCUCAAGCCUUAUAAUUCACCAGAGAACCCACACAGGAGAAAAGCCCUAUCAAUGUGAAGAGUGUGGAAAAAGCUUCAACAACAGUUCUCAUUUUAGUGCACAUCGGAGGAUACACACAGGAGAGAGACCCCACGUGUGUCCUGACUGUGGGAAGAGUUUCAGUAAGAGUUCUGACUUACGUGCACAUCAUAGAACCCACACAGGAGAGAAACCCUAUGGAUGUCAUGACUGUGGCAAGUGCUUCAGUAAAAGCUCUGCCCUUAAUAAGCACCGAGAAAUCCAUACACGAGAAAAGCUUCUGUCACAGUCAGCACCUAAGUAAGCCCCUGAGGAUCUAGAAAGGAAAGAGCUUUGGUAAAUAUAUUGUUUGGAAAGUCUUCCAAUAGUGAGAUCUGUCUCCUAGCUUAGGAAGUACUCUUUAGGAUCUAUCCCACUGUUCCUUAUGUUCCUCUUGGAUCUAAAGCCAAAUUUCUGACUCGUUCUUCUUAAAGAAUGAAAGGGGAAUUUCAGUCCCUCUCUGCUUGCAUCUCAAUUGACAGAUAACACCUUUGCCCUCUGAGCGCCUGUCAUUUCCUUAAUAGAGAGCAUGUAGUAAGAGUUCCCAUGAGUUCAGUGUGCACUCUUCUUUACUCUUCCUGUUACUCAGCUGCAUUUCUGACUGGAGAAACCCAUCACAGAAUUAUCUCAGGGAGAAAUUGUGAGACUUUUUUCAUUAAGUGAGUCUAGCUCUUUAAACAAUAAUGGAAGUGCUAAAAAAAAAAAAAAAAAAAAUACUGCACGUUUAACUCAGAAUGAUGUAUUUGCCACACAUUCUCUUCAUUUAUCUUAAGGAGAGUUUAAUGUCCAUCUUGGUUCUGCCCUAUGAAUCAUCUUGUCAAUAACAUAAACCUUGUAUAAAUAUUGAGGUGUGAACCCUGAUUUCUUAGUUUUUUCCAAGUCCUAGAAGGUUUGGAAUAGAGUAGCACUACAUUUACAGCAUCUAGUUUGAUUUUCUUUCUAUCCUAUUGCAUCUGAAUUUCAUCUGUCCCUUGUGGUCCAGAAGCCCAAAGAGCAAGUUAGCUGGGUGUGGUGAUAGAGAAAGCAGUUAAAGCUGCCAGUAGGGAAUCUUCCGUGCUGCACAUACUCCAAACACCUAGUAAAGUGUUAUGCACCGUGUGGGUGCAGAAUGCUGACCUGCAGUGAGCAGAGCCACUGCUGCAUCCCUGUGUCUAGGAAAACACCAUUUAGUACCACAGUCCUUACCCUAAUGGCAGGGAAGGUGAGUGUCUGUCUGGUCUGUGGAGGUGCCAGUCUGUGGCCGAAACACACAUUCAGCGGGAUACAUCUACUGUUAAAAGCAGCUCUUCAAAUACAAGUGUAAUUACUGCUCUUAAUAAUCGAAUAGUAUUAAAUUUAUUGCCUGUAUGUUGAUAGUAGUAUGAUAAGAACUGUAUAGCACAAGUUAAACAGACCCUGUCCUUGUCCUUACAGUCUACAACAGAUGACACUGACAUGGACAUAUAAGUGCACGUGUAUAGUUACAACAGUUUUAGAGAAAUCUAGAAUGGUAGUGACACUAUGCGUAAAUGUUAAGGUCCAAUGUGUUUGAGUUUGCUAUAAAAAAAAUAUGGGAGGUAUUUUCUUCAGGAAGGCUCCAUGAAUCAGGAAGUGUUCAAAGGGAGGGAAAGUCCCUGGGUAAAUUAGGGUGGGAUGAAUUUUCCAAAACUAGUUGCACAAUUGAGUGCUGAGUGGGUGAGGAAGGGGAAAACCGGGGAGCGAUGUGUGUCAUGUAGAUGGAGUAGAGGACAAAGGACAGCCCGUGAGGAAGGUUCGAAAAAGCUUGAGGCAGCACACCACUUCAGUAGUAUGAUGUGGGCUGUGCAGCAGGCAGAAUCACCCUAGCUGGAACAUGGAGUGCCAGAGGCAGACGACGAGGUGUGGUACGCUUUCAUGAUGAGGGACUGUGCUGUAUUUGUUGAUAAGGAAACAGCUGGCUGCCUCUGGGGAGGAAGAAUGAGCAGUUUUAGGGGACUAGCUCUGAUGGGCAGGUCAGAGAGGGAGAUGAACCUGGCCAAGGCCUGUUUCACAUUUCAUAUUAGAAUCCUGUGGCUGGAAUGAGAUCUGGGAGAAGAGUGGGGAGACAGAUAUUCUAUAAUUAAUACCUGACUGCAUUAGAUGAUAGAUCAAUUAGGGUUCUGGUGCUGGAGGGAUCCUAGUAUAAAGAAUCUAACGUUUAUUAGGACUUAAGGGGAGAUGGUAUCUCAAUUAUGUUGCUUUUGCAUACAGGAAGGUACAAGAAACACCAGUCUAAAGCAAUGCCUCAGAAUCUGAGAUGGUUUAGGAAGUGUGCUGUAAUUUAAAAAAAAAAAAAAAAAUUAUUGUCUUUAGUAUAUCUGUACAGUCUUGUGGAAAAGCACUGGAUGGGGUAUUAACAGAUGUGAAUGUUUCCAGAUGUCUCAUGAGUAAAUCAACCUGCCUCAGUUUCCUUUUCUGUAAAGCAGAAUAUUGUUUACACCUUAAUCUGCCUCUCAGGGAUACCAUGUUAAUAAAAAUUAUGUCUAUAAA
Molecule: messenger RNA, 5496 nt
Organism: Trichechus manatus latirostris (Florida manatee)
Lineage: Eukaryota; Metazoa; Chordata; Mammalia; Sirenia; Trichechidae
Gene: ZSCAN29
Product: zinc finger and SCAN domain containing 29
Exons: 6
Coding region: 710-3274 (854 amino acids)
Biological process (GO): regulation of transcription by RNA polymerase II
Molecular function (GO): DNA-binding transcription factor activity, RNA polymerase II-specific; RNA polymerase II cis-regulatory region sequence-specific DNA binding
Source: RefSeq, a predicted model, not a curated record